This is a messenger RNA of Cetraspora pellucida, 459 nucleotides long. The record is from the annotation of a GenBank genome assembly. Lineage: Eukaryota; Fungi; Glomeromycota; Glomeromycetes; Diversisporales; Gigasporaceae.
AUGUCUACCACUUCUACUUCUGCACCAUCUACUCCCAUUAAUAACAUCAAAAAUCUCGCAUAUAAUAUUCUAAAAACCUUCAAGGAUGGUAUUAUUAAGGCAUUUACAACACUAUCUUGUGGACAUGUGUUUCAUAGACUUUGUAUUGAAAAAAAACUUUUACUUACAAUUCCAAAUACGUGUUCAUUUUCUGGUUGUAGUGAGGAGGUUGAAAUUAUUGAAAUGGGGCAUAGAAGGGGCUCUAAAUCAAGUACAUCAUCAGUAGUUAGAAGGAUGGAAAAACAUAGUAUCCAAUCUCAAGAUUUGCCAGAAAUUAUAGAAGAAGAUAUGUCAGAUGUAGAUGAUAAUGAAGAUGGUGAAAGUAAUCGUCCAACAGACCAAAGCAUUAUUCCUUUAGAAAAAGAAUCCCGUAAAAGACCUAGUAAAGAUACCCCUGAAAAUAAAUUAUCUAGUAAGAAA